Physella acuta is the source of this 4089-nucleotide messenger RNA. RefSeq names its product zinc finger protein 646-like. NCBI's taxonomy places the organism in Eukaryota, Metazoa, Mollusca, Gastropoda, Physidae. The record is from RefSeq and is a predicted model, not a curated record.
UUCAAUAUCAUGCCUGCCACCCAGGCGAAUGAGAAAAUCAACGAAGAAGAUAUUGUAGAUUCUUGCAAGGGUCGUGGCCGCAGAAGGUUGUGCAAGAAAUGCAAAUUCACCUGCACUGACGCCCGUGAGUUCACUGCUCACCUAGCCACACAUUCCGAUAUCGAAUCAAAGCUUGACAGACUUCGACGGAGACGUCCUUCAGUGGCCAAAACACCGGAUGGUCCUCAGUCCAGUUCUGACAUGGACUCGCCGACCAGUGCUCCUCUGUUGUUGGAGGAUAAGGAGAAACUAAAGAACAGCUUUUUCGAAACUCCCGAAUCUGAUGCCCUGGAGGUUUCGAAUGAGGCAAAUGAAAGAGAUGAUGCGAGGGAGGACGAGGGAGAUGAAAUUGAUGCAAUGAAUGUUGACACUGACGAGAAAAAACUAUUCCCACAUCAGAUGGGCGUCGGAGAAAAUUUUAGCCCGGAAGAAGAGGGGGAGGGGAAGCUUGUUAUUGAUGAUGCUGUCAAAAGUGGCCAGAUUUUUCCAUGUCGGCAGUGUAGUCAAAAACUGGAUGGCGUGAAGGCAUUUCUCCAGCACCUCAGUGAGGCGCAUAAAGUAGAGGAUAAAAUUUAUAAGUGUGAUUUGUGUCAGUAUACUAAUGCUAAUAAAGAGAAAUUGGCCAGGCAUAGGAAGAAGCAUUUUCCAAGUACGGCUGACAUUUUUCCCAAUGAUUCUGAUGAAUCUGCCAGUAUGAACAAGAUUCAAGCUGAAAAGAACGUCUAUGAUGACAUGGAUGAAGAGGAACUUGCUGUGCCUGUCACAAUCACAAAUAUCGACCAGCGUUUAGACGAUGAUAAAAAGAAAAAGAAGAAAACUCGUCAGGAGGUGGAUCCAGGAAAAUACUUCGAAACUGUAGACAGCAGCGGUACAAAAUACGCCUGCUCGCAGUGCGGGAAUAUUUAUAAAUGGAGGAAAAGCUUGAAUAAACACUGGAAAGAGAAACACAGCUCAGAUCCUUUGGUGGAGGUGGCCAGCCCCCCUGGUAUGCUGGAGCUGCUUAAGUCAGGGAAGUACACACAGCUGGGAGCCCGUAGAAUCUAUGACAAUGUCUUUUUGUCCACCAUUAAAACAAAUAAAGAUGACAACCCCAUAGACAAUGCUUCGCCCAGCAGCCUCGCUCAGUCUCCUAGUCCACCCAAUUUCCUCAACACCCCUGUGUCGCUUAGUGCGUCGAGGGUUGUUCCCAGUCUGGUAAUGCCCAGUAUGAUUGGACCUUUUGUGGCUGGCUCAACACAGCCUGUAUUCCCGGGGAUGGCCGAUCCAAGUAAUGGGUAUGAUUCACCAGAGGAGGGCGCUCUCGACUUGACGAGAGACAACAAGCCAGACAUGAGCCAGUUUAUGGUGAAGCAGGAGUUCAAUUCUUCUUAUGAUCAGGAGCAGCCUUUGGACUUCUCCAAGAAGAAGGAGGAGAAGAUGAAGCAUGAUAAAGCAUGGCAGGACAUGAAGCACGCUCACGCCAUUAACCAGAUGAUUCCCAAAGUGCACAGGUGCUCCAAGUGUGAGUUCACCAGCAUGUCCGAAGUUGAUUUCGCCAACCACACCAGCUCCCACUUGAAUAAGAGAAUAGUCAAAUGCAACCAGUGCAAGGUUCAAAUCAAUUCCAUGGAUGAGCUCAACAACCACUUCCUCAAGCAUCACUUUCAGAAACUUACUGAACAUAAAGAAGCCAUCAAGAAAAUCCCUCACGGUCUACAGCAAACUUACCAUCUCCUCAAGAUGGAUCUGCAGGACAUUGGUGAACUCAGUAAUCAGGAUCUCGGUGCUUCAGAGGCCAAAAGUCUCAAAUGUAAAAAGUGUGAGUUUGAGGCUAAAUGGCCGGCGGAACUUCAGAAGCAUGCUGUUUCACAUUCAGAAGAGCGUCCAUAUGUCUGCAUGGUUUGCGGCUCUACGUAUAAAUGGAAGUGGGAUCUUGUCAAGCACUUUCAGAAUGGUCACCCCAACCUACCGAAUCCGUACAGAAGAAACGAUAAAAGAGAUACACCAGAUGGUAGCUCUGAGGAGGAAGUUGAAGAAGAGCCUGAAAUUAAACGCCAGAAAAUGUCCAAUGAGUUGAUAAACGGAUGCCGUGAUGAUCAUAUCUCUGUGGAGGGCAUCAUCGCUGCCACACAGGCUGGUCAAAGAGUUGUUUCUAGUCAACCCAACAUUCUUGACGAUGAGCCAAAUUUAGAUAACGGUUUGCCUUACCUGAAAAAGCUUCAGUAUCUCGGCAAUGGAGAGGCUAGUCAGUCAAACACUUUGCAGAUGACCAGAACACCACAGGAGAUCUUGGAGCAGGAGAAAAAUCUACAAGAGGCUGCUCGUCUACGCCAAAAUUCAAAUUCAGCCAAGAAAAUUGGAAGCAGAGAACAAACAAGUCCAGUUCCUGGAACUUCUAAAGCAGAAGAGCUGCCUUAUAAAUGUACAAUGUGUAACUAUCACGCCAGGUGGCCUUCUGAGGUGACGCAGCACAUGAAAAACCACUCCGAUUCCAAACCUUACCUGUGUCCCAGGUGUGAGUAUAGGAGCAAGUGGAAGUGGGAUGUGGUGAAGCAUCUGAAGCGUUGUGGAGGAGGUGGGAUCAAUGAUGUCAUAGAUACCACCAAGGCAAGGAGAAGGGACCUCAUUAGUCACGGGCCGCCCAAUGCUAUUGUUAGCCUGCAAGGUAAACUCAAGAAGCUGACUGGUGCUGAGGAAAGUGGUCCAGCUAGCUCAUCAGCACAGUCUUCAGGUGACGAAAGCCGGCCAAGUUCAAGGGCAUCGACCUUAGACCUCAGCAGCAACAACAAUGAAAAUUCUGUCACUGACAACAACUACUCCAACAACGGUUUUGCUAGUUUCAACUCCAGUUCAAACAUGAACAGCGACAACACCUCCCCAUCCCAGUCACCCCCAAUGAGCACCCAACCAAAGCAGACGGCUACUGCUGAAAUCUGGAGCUGUCCUCACUGCCCAUUCACCACUGCCAGCCAAGCUGAGCUGAAGCGCCACUCCGGCCUCCACUCUGACGAUAAACCAUUCAAAUGUGAUGUCUGCCAAUACUCAACGCGCUGGGCCUACGAUCUCAAGAAGCACAGAAAAAGUUACAACCACUUUCCAAAACCAAAUAAAGAAGACAAGAGCGACAACACCCAGGGAAGAUUUAAAUGCAGCCAGUGCACGCUGUAUUUCCAGACCCUCCAGAACCUGAUGGAGCAUCGAAUAGCUGAACACAUUGGCCGAGAAUCUCUCCACAGCUCAUCAGCCUCUCAAGAACAAUCUGAAAUAGAUGCAGCUCGUAUAAAACACCCUAGAAAACCUAUUAAACAAAUUCAAUGCUCUAAAUGUCCUUUUGUAUGUAAGAACCGACAGACCAUGGAAAAACAUAUGGAGGAUCAUGCACAGCUUGAGCUCAGUGGGUUUCAAUGCUUCUAUUGCAGUUCACAGUUUAAAGAAAAGGAGAUUCUGCUGGAUCAUAUGAGUUCUCAUUCAGCAUUUAACCCAAAAGAGUGGGAAACUUUCUUUAUGAUCAAUGAGGAAGAGGAUCAAGCAAAGGAUGAGAGGAAAGAAGUCGCGGCUGUGCCGGAUAAACAGGAGAAGGUGCUGGAUUCAACCGAGGCGAGGAUUCAACAAAUUUUAAGUGAAAUUCCAAAGAUGGCCUCUCAUCAGACGCAAGCUUCGAAGUUUCGGUGUGAAUGGUGCCCGGCCGAAUUCUCCAACCUAACUGCAGUUUACAAGCAUGCUAGUCAGGCACAUCCUAUACAGCUUAAAGAACAAGAUGUAGGCACAGCAGCCUCAAAAUCUCAAAUAUUGCAAGCUGCGUCUAAUAAAAAAUCCUAUGCAGGUGAGCCAAUAGAGAUCCUAAAGCAGCAAAUAGCUGAGAAACGACAUGAACAGCUGGCGGAGAAGUUGAAUGAGAUGCUGUCUAACAAUCCUAAAAUGCAGCAAAUUUUUUCAAAAGGACUUGAAGAUGGCUCAAAGCAGUUCAGCUGUGACAAGUGCAGCUUCUCUUCUGCUAAUUUAGCCACUUUUCAACUUCAUUUACAGAUGCUUUGUUACAGAUGUAUUGUUCAUAACACAUUUUUUUGUUGA